GUUUUUUCUCAGAGACGUUAACUUGCCAAGGGAACGAGCAGAAGAAUUUCAGGAAAGCUCUGUGUCUGUGUGUGCUAAACAGUGACUGAUACUUAUACUGGUAGUACCUGGAUAGAUAACCAUCAAGUAAUCUAUACACUAGAAGUAAGAAAUAAAAUAAAACCAACCUGGAAGAAGGCAACUGCAAAACACCACAGCAUAAAAAACAUAUGGACAUGAUCAUCUAGUUAUCGGAACUUGAGCCUGACUUGAAUCUUAUGUUUUUAGUAAAUGAUACUACAGUGAGAAAUCCCUUUCUCUAGUCUACACACUAUGAUUGGUUCCAUGUUUCGUACUAAGUCACAAUUGGCUAGGUACAAUUUGCAUAACAUACUAAGCAAAAAUCAAAGCGGCCACAUAAUGAAUUGGUGUGAUGUAUGAAGCUAGUGGUAAGUCUGUACUGUCUGGAGAAAAGCUAAUAAGUACAAUUGGUUUUCUGCAUGCUGUAGAAGGCAAGUCAUCUUGGAGUUAAUUUUAUCAUGUAGAAAGGAACUUAACACCCAAUAAUUGCAUUUUGCUUUUGAUAUGGCAGUUGAUAUGCCAGUUACAUGUGAUGGCAAUUUACAAAUCAACCUUUAUGAUCGAGCUAGCCCUGUUUGAAGGGGAAAUUUUAGUUGGAGUGUGAAAUGGAAAAGAACUGUUUUGAAAUACAUACGUAAAAUUUAGGAUGAGAGGUUUCCAGUAUGGUAGAAAAAUGGGAGUUUGUUUUGAACCCUAAUUGACUAAUGAUGAUUAUGUGUCAUCAAGUUGGUGGGGCUCAUCACAACAACAGAGAGGGAUUUUCUCCAGGAUGAUCUGUCCCUAACCUGGUCCUUCAGCCCUGUUGUGCUGCCUCAUUGUGGUAAGGAGGAGGCAUGAUGAAGAACCAUGGAAGUGUUUACUACAAUAUAUAUUCCCAGCAGUGGUGAAAACCAUCACAGUUGCUCAGCUAAAGCAAGAGGCUCCCAUAUUGGGCAACAAGAAUACAGGAAAAUGCUUGAAGCAGAUGAUCACUUGAGUGACAACAGCAAAGGCAUUGUUUCGUACUGCACAGAAGAAAGCAAUGGAAAACCACCCCUGUAAUUAAAAUCCAUUUGGAUAGAUGAUCUAAACAUUGUUGCAAAUCUAAAAUGUGCUGCUUCUGAGGUUUUAAUCAAGCAAUCUAUUUAUGAACACUAAGAGCCUGGAGUUUCUGUGAAGAACUUCCUAUAGUUCACCUACAAGCAUGACAGAUAAGGAGUAUAUAACUUCUAAAGAAAUCAUUUCAGGCCCUUCUGUCUCUGUGACUGAGCCUGGGAUCUGUGAAGAACUGAGCAAAUCUUUUCCCUGGACAAAUAAGAAAAGGAAGAGUUGGCUUUCAAGGCUGUGUAAGAAAAAAACAUCUUUGUCAGAAAAUGGAUGGAAUUCCUACUGCUUAUCUUCAUUAGCUGCCCGGAAUAUUUGCACUGGCAAACUUCAUAACUCUUGGGAUCAUUUGGAAACUGCUUCCCUUUGUUGUUCCAUAUGCAGCACCUCUUCUUGUUCUCUCUUAAAUGCACUGACUUGGGGAGAAUCCAUUCAGGCACUGUCAAGUAGUAUCCGUAACCCAAACAAAGCUAUCUUCACUGUGGAUGUUAGAACAACUGAGAUUCUAGUUGCAAAUGAUAAAGCCUGCAAGAUUCUUGGAUAUAGUGCCCAGGAAAUGAUUGGACGGAAAUUAUCUGAAAUGAUUUCAAAAUCCAACUGGGAUAUUGUAGAAGGUCUGAAAAAAGGGUAUACUGAUCUUGAAGAACAUGGACCAGUAAUUCCAGGAACAGUGGUAGAUGCCAUUUCCCAAAAUAACGAAAAGAUCCCUGUCACUAUAUGGACAAGAAAAAUCAAAGGCCAUUGCAGUCAGUACUGUGUUGUUGUUUUGGAGCCUGUGGAAAGACUCUCUGCUUCCGUUUUCUUCAAAAGUAAUGGAGAAAUUACUUCUUGUGACCCCCUUUUUGCUCACCUUCAUGGAUAUUCAUCAUCAGAAGAUGUGAUUGGUCACUACAUAAAAGAUUUGAUACCUUCUAUCCAACUUCCUACACCUGGGAAAAAAAUUCCAAAGAAUAUCAAAAUUCAGAGAUCUGUUGGUCGAUCAAGGGAAGGAACCACAUUCCCUCUCAGCUUGAAACUGAAAGUAAAUCCUCCUGUUGAUGAAGUUAUUUCAGUAUCAGAUGACCCUCCACCAGCUAUGGAUGCUGAAGCUUUGGAAAACAGCACAUCUUUACCAAUAGAUUGUUGUUUCUGUGCUUCCAUCUGGGUGUUCACAACUAUCAGUGGAUUGGUAACCAUUCAGGCAGAUGGCACAAUUUAUGGGAUUAACAAUACGUUUUCCCUAAUGCUUUUUGGUUAUGAGAAGAAAGAACUAUUAGGCAAGAAUAUCACAUUCUUGAUUCCUGGAUUUUACAAGAACAUGGAUAAGACUGAUUCUUCUUUGCAACUCCCACAAUCUAGAGAAAGCUAUGUGAAUGCAGAAAACACGAAUUCCUCCGAAGGAAUGCAGAAGGAUGGAUGUGUUAUUGGGAAAGUCACCCGUUCAUUCUUUGUUGGAGACAUGGAUUUGCCAGAUCUGAAGGAACAACAAGAAUUAGGGAGGAAUGGAGCUGAGCUUCCACCUAAAAAGGAAAUCCAGCGGGAAAGUUUGGGAAAUGUGUCCUGUGCUCUGCUGCCUCCUGCCGUGGUAUCUGCAUCCCUAAUUAGCAGAAACCACAUACCUAGCAAUAAUGUGCUAGCUACUAAUGAAGCUGUAUCUUCUGAGAAUCUAUAUUGUGAAGAUGGUAUUGAAAAAGAGACUGGAAAAUCUGCUAUUCAUCAGAUGAAUGAACUACAUUCUCUAAAACAGAAUCAUUCAGAAUCAAAUGUAUUAGAUGAUAGAAGUAAACUAAAUAAUUGCCUUUCCAGAAAUACUUAUGACCUAAUUCAGGAAGAAAAUGAUAAUUUGAAUAUACAGGAUUCUACUUCACUGCAAGACAUGAAGUACCAGCCUUCCACAAUAAGAAGAGGAAGGAAACAUUCUCUCCUGGGCAGUGAGACAUUUGAUAAAAAAUUAUUAAAAGCUGAAUUACAACUUGGGGCAAAUGUGCCUUGUGAAGCUGUUCAUGGUUCAUUUGGAACUCCAUCACCGGAUGAGUCAAAGGACAAUAUAGCAUCUAAUUCAACGCAAAGCCAUGAAAUUCCACACAGAACUCUAAUGAAUAGAACCAUUAGCUUAACUUUUGAGAAUAAUUCCUUAGAAAGUUCAACUAUUGAUUCUUCAGUUUUUCUGCCUGCAAAAAAGAGCAAUAGUCUUCCUGUAUAUGGAGGAUCAUCGAAACUUUAUGAUGCCUCUAUAAUUAUGGGAAGUGAAAAUGUGGGUAGUAACCAUUCUGUUUGCUGUGGAAUGAUGAAUCUGGGGAUUAGUGAAGAGGUGAGAUCUGACCCAUGUGCUGCCUGUGGACCAAUAAAACUUUCCUUAGAUGCGAAAAAUCUCAUCCAGUCCCUGGAUCAGGCGAAUGAUAUUACAAGUGAUCAGUUGGAGUUUCUCUUGAAUGGUAGCUCUCCAUCAGCCAGUCAGAAGAACUUGUUUGUUAAUAAGUCUUCUGAGUACUUUGACAGUGAUUUCUCUAUACUUUGUACUUCAGAACUUGAAAGUGCUGUACCAACUUUGAGGGAUGAUCUAGAAAUUAAUUCACUAAAAAGUAAUGUUGAAUCUCAAGAAGACUUCCUGGCAUUAAAGCAGCAGCAUUUGGCACAGAUAACAUCAACUCCUGUAAAACUAGAAAAUGUGCUAUCUCCAACAACUUUGAACACUGAAAUACUAGAAGGCAGUUAUACUGGUAACUGCUACCACCGAGAUGGUUCCCGACUCAGCAUACUCUUUGAAGUGAAACGUGUGGAAUUACAUGAUCCGGCUGCUCUAUUUUGUAUUUGGGUUAUGAGAGACUUUUUUCAAAGCCAGAAACAAGCAGCAGCAAAGACACAAUUACUUCUUUCUAGCUUGGCCAGUUCCUGCCAAACAUUAGAUGAAGUCUCAGCUGUUAAUUUGUCAGAAUUAAUCAAAACCACACCCUUAUUUGAGAAUUCACGAAGAGCCGAAGAAUUAGAAAGACUGAAAGCUUGUGAAGGAGGCUAUGCAGAGAAAUAUGAUACUCUUACUUUUAUUGGAAAAGGAGCUUUUGGGUUUGUCUGGACAGCAAAGUGCAAAAUGAACCAAAAAGAGGUCGUAGUGAAAUUCAUUUGGAAAGGAAGGGUAUUAGACUACUGCUGGGUGGAGGAUCCUGACCUAGGGACAGUUACUCAGGAGAUUGCUAUUCUGAAAAAACUUCAACAUCCCAAUAUUAUCGAGGUACUAGAUAUUUUUGAGAACCAGCAGUUCUUUCAGCUGGUGAUGGAGAAGCACGGAACUGGUCUAGAUCUCUUCACAUUCAUUGAUAAUCAACCUGAUUUGGAUGAACCUUUGGCAAGUUACAUAUUCCGGCAGCUCGUAUCUGCAGUGAACUAUCUUCGCUCGAGGAACAUUCUUCACAGAGAUAUAAAAGAUGAGAACAUCAUAAUUGCUGAAGAUUUCACAAUCAAGCUAAUAGACUUUGGCUCAGCUGCUUAUUUGGAACCUGGCAAAAUGUUCUAUACUUUUUGUGGGACAAUUGAGUAUUGCUCUCCAGAAGUGCUAUCAGGCAAUCCAUACUCAGGACCAGAAUUGGAAAUGUGGUCACUAGGCAUCACCCUUUAUACCAUAGUCUUUGGAGAAAAUCCUUUUUGUGAGCUUGAAGAAACAAUUGAUGCUGUACUACGACCUCCUUACAGUGUGUCAGUUGAUCUGAUGGGUCUCCUGUCUGGGCUCUUGAAGCCUUUUCCACAGGAUCGGAUAACUCUAGAAAUGGUCAUGCGGGAUCCUUGGGUGAUCCAACCUGUAAACCUGAUGAACUAUGCAUGGGAGAAAGUAUUUACUUGUGGCAAACCAGAAAACAACAGUUUUAAAAAUCAUCCUACUGACUGCAAUCAUGGUGGUAUCUGGGCAAUCCCAAGCCUGGAGAGUGAGCAGAGUUUUAAUGAUGAGGUCAAUAAUCAUGAGCCAGCAAAUUCCCAGCUAGCUGGAAUUAUCUCUUCUGCAGAACGAGAGCCAUCAACCUCUUCCCAAUGCCAGAAUCACUGAAAUCUUAACUUUGGACAUAAUCUUCUUGAGAACUAAAAAAAAAAAUACCACAAGGACAUCAGUGUGAUGAACAUAAUGAAGCAGCAAAAUUACAAGUUCACUCUGCCUCCUGUGAGCACGUCUGAUAUGAUUCUUUAAUUUCGACAUAUGGGGAAUUAGUCUUCAUAGUUAGUGCCUAUCUACAUAAAAUAUCUGAUAAAAAAGAAAAUAUAAUGAUGGGCAUAUAUUUUACCUCCCUAAGAGAGAUCAUCUUCCAAAAUUUAGCUGAUACAUAACUAAAGGAAUAAUCAGUAUUAGUUUAUAAUACUCUGUAUUUUAGCUUUGUGGAUGGUCUUUCUUCAGAUAAAUCCUCACAAUGGAGGAAACAUUGCACAUGUUAAGUUUAAAUGCAAGGUCAAUAUUUUCUUCUAAAUAUCAAGACAAAACAAAACUUUUUACUAUGUUAAUCAACAACUGGCACUGAAACUAGGUAUCUAUUUUCCAACAAACGACCUUAGCCAGAGAUUUCUGACAGGUGAGUUUUACUUAAAAACCUUUAUUAUGCUGAAAGAAAUAGUCAUUAGAAAGUUCCAUUGAUUUGAGCAAUUCUUUCUUUUUUUUAAAAAAAAACAUUUCUGUGGAUUAUAAAUUGGCAAUUUAACAUUUUAUAUUUCUUUUUUAACUGUUAGGAACAAUACCUUUCAGAUUAGUUUAGCACAGCAGAUAAUUACUUCUCUUUAUUGAUUGUGUUGCUUGAUGACUUGAUAGGUGAACAUCUGUAUUUGACUCUAAUUCUUCUAAGGAGUAUUUCCUUCAAUAAUGCAGCUAUCCUUAAUAUUAAUGCCACUUUGAAUGUUAUUUUACUAGGGUUCACUUAGAGCAGUGGUUCUCAACCUUUCUAAUGCCGCAACCCCAUAAUACAGUUCCCCAUGUUGUGGUGAUCCCCAACCACUUAUACAUCACCGGGUGCCAGGGGCGUGGCCAAAGAAAAGGGGGAAAAAUGGCAGACAGCCUUGUUUGGUGACCCCCGUGAAAUGGUCUUUCGACCCCAAAUGGGGUCCCGACCCACAGCUUGAGAACCACUGACUUAGAGGGUGUUUCAGUGGAACACAUUUUCAGCUCUUUUUUGGUUAUAUUAUGAGGUUGUGACUUCCUUUCUUUCAUGAUGAAGAAAGCUAUUACCCAAUCUAUACAGAGAAGAAAAUAUUUGGAAGAAUUCUAAUAAGAAUGUGUUUUUAUGUAUGUGUGUAGUACAGAAAAAAACAAUAGCUUGCAACAACUACUGUUAAAUCAGUCUAUUUAAUAUAUUCUAUCCCUUGAUGUCUACUGUUUAUCUGGUUAUGUAUUUCACAGUAGUGUGGGAAAAGUGCAAAAUUUUAGAUUGACAUGAUUCCAUGUUAUCCAGUUCGCUAAAGAGACCUAUGUAAUAACAUUAUUACAGAAGGAUGCAAUUGAAAAAUAAUCCAAGAGAAGGCCUCACUAGAUAAUGUCCCCCUUGGGCGUAAUAUCUGGAUUUGUCAGAUAAAGUUAGACUAAAUCCAAGUAAGGCUGUGCAAACAUGCAAAAAGGUGUUUUGAAACUGAUAUUUGUUUCCUUUCAAAAGCUGUUCCUGGCUAUGUGCACAUGUAUUUUCAUGGAUAGUUGUUUUGUUGACAAUUCUAAUGGAAACAUUUGUGCACGCAUGCACAGAAAAUCUAAGAUUACCUUCAACAUAAUCUUAUGAACAUUCCAGAGGAGCUGGGUGCUUUAAUGCUUCAAGGAAAAUAGGUGCUUUGUUUAGCUAAUGUACUUUGUGAAGCACCUCAUUCACUUCUUUUGCACAACUAUAAUAAUCGGAUCAAUCUUGAAUUUUUGCCAUAAACUCUAUUUUAGACUAUGAGAACUUAUUGAAUUAUAUUUGCUGUAAUUGUGUUAAAUCAUUUGCUGAAAUGAAUGAAAUACACAGCAGUAUUUUAA
Messenger RNA from Crotalus tigris (Tiger rattlesnake), 7093 nucleotides. RefSeq names its product PAS domain containing serine/threonine kinase (gene PASK). NCBI's taxonomy places the organism in Eukaryota, Metazoa, Chordata, Lepidosauria, Squamata, Viperidae. Gene Ontology annotation, biological process: protein phosphorylation; negative regulation of glycogen biosynthetic process; regulation of DNA-templated transcription. Gene Ontology annotation, molecular function: protein serine/threonine kinase activity; ATP binding. Gene Ontology annotation, cellular component: cytosol; nucleus; cytoplasm. The transcript is spliced from 19 exons. The record is from RefSeq and is a predicted model, not a curated record. Bases 1244 to 5158 code for a protein of 1304 amino acids.